Microthlaspi erraticum is the source of this 1047-nucleotide messenger RNA. NCBI's taxonomy places the organism in Eukaryota, Viridiplantae, Streptophyta, Magnoliopsida, Brassicales, Brassicaceae. The record is from the annotation of a GenBank genome assembly.
AUGGAGAACACCGUGAGGAACAAGCAAGUGAUACUUAGGGAUUACAUUGAGGGUUUCCCUAAAGAGUCUGAUCUAAAGGUAGUCACAGCUUCAAACACCACGGAACUCAAGGUUAAGCCCGGAUCAAUGGCGGUUCUGGUGAAGAAUCUGUACUUAUCUUGUGACCCAUAUAUGGGGAUUCGCAUGAGAGAACCAAAUCCUUCGACUUUAGCUCUUAUAGAUGCUUUUGUCCCUGGCAAGCCUAUAGCUGGAUUUGGAGUGUCUAAGGUCAUAGAUUCUGAUGAUCCAGUUUUUGAAAAGGGCGAUUAUGUUUGGGGACUCGUCGAUUGGGAGGAGUAUAGUACUAUUCACCCGAUUGGUAUAUUCAAAAUUGAUAUCAAUAUCAAUGUUCCUCUCUCUUACUACACUGGAAUUCUCGGCAUGAUAGGUUUGACUGCUUAUGGUGGGUUUUUCGAGAUAUGUUCACCUAAGAAAGGAGAAACGGUAUUUAUCUCUGCGGCUUCUGGUGCGGUUGGCCAGCUCGUGGGUCAGUUUGCUAAGUUGAUGGGCUGCUAUGUUGUUGGAAGUGCCGGUAGUAAACAAAAGGUCGAUAUCUUGCUGAACAAAUUUGGAUUCGAUGAUGCAUUUAAUUACAAGGAAGAACCUGAUCUUGAUGCCGCCUUAAAGAGGUGUCUACCACAAGGCAUUGACAUAUACUUCGAGAACGUGGGAGGAAAAAUGCUUGACGCGGUGCUAAUGAACAUGAAAGAUAAUGGACGCAUUGCUGUAUGUGGUAUGAUAUCUCAGUACCAUCUUAAAGCCAAUGAAAGGAUUCAAAAUCUACCGUUUGUUAUCGUCAAGAAGAUCAAGAUGCAAGGGUUUGUCUGUUUUGACUUCCUCAAUAGCUUCCCUAAGUUCUUGGAGUUUGUGCUUCCAUGUAUUAAAGAAAGGAAGUUAAUAUAUGUUGAAGAUAUCGUUGAAGGACUAGAGAAUGGUCCUGCUGCUCUUGUUGGACUCUUCCAUGGACAAAACGUAGGGAAGCAAGUUCUUAAAGUUGCUCGAGAAUGA